CGUUUUCUGUUGCAGAGUGUGCUUCAGAGAGAGAGAGAAAGAAGAGAGAACAGAUGAUAGCGAAGUGUGCCUCCCCCAUUCCCAUUGCCAUUGCUGUUCCCAGCAGCCAUAGCCACAGACCUUCACUGAGACCCAUCAACAUCAUCAUCAAGUGCUCUGCUUCUUCUUCAACUUCAUCAAAUAUCAACAGUUCUGAACACCUUCGUUCUCAGCUCGAUCAUCUUCAUGCUGAAGCGAACACCACCACUACCAAGGCAAAUAAUGCUAGAAUGAGGCUCCUGCGGCUGUCAGAAGCUGCAGAGAAGCUCCAAAAACAAGCAGCUAUAAGCAUUCAGAGGGGAGAUGAAAAUGGUGCAAGGGAAAUGCUUUUCCAGAGGAAGAAGGUGUUGCAAGCUCUGGAAAAGUCUAAAAGCCGCAUCGAAUUGCUUGAUGAGCUAUCCACAAAGCUAAGCGAGGCAAUAUCUUUGAAAGAAAGUCAGCUCAUUGGGUCCACAAUGAACAUGGAAGACACAAUAGAAGAUGCUUCAAGUCCCAUUCGAAUUGUUGCACCAACGGAGGAGGUUCAAGAAGAUUUCUCCGAGGAUGACUCAGAACCAAACACAAUGAAUUUCAGUGAUAUUCAAGGGAACCGACUAGAUGAUGAGGAGGCUGUGAAUAUUCAGGGAUCACUUAGCAAUGACAGUUGGAAUGAAGACAAUACUGUUAGCUGCUUGUCAUGUACAUCUGCUUAUGACGAAUUCCUGGAAAAUAUAGAUAAAAAGCUUGACGAAAUUGAAGCUGAACUAGUUACUGUUUUGAAUGUCUCAACGUUGGUUCUGGACAGUGAAGAGAGACCAAAAAAUUCCAGGUUGCAACAAACAACAGAACUUCUCGAGAGCAUCCGCACAAUAAGACAGAGAAUUGCAAGUAUCAAUGUAUCACAGAGUCAAAACUGAGGAUCUGAUCAAUUUUGUGUUGCCCAACUCAUCUUCUGCCGCCAGGAACAAGAAAGGCACAUGGGAUAUGGCUAUUAUUACAACAAAUAGCAUUGUUGAUUUUUUUCAAAUACCGCUAGUCCUUCCAACUUUCUUUGUCUGAUCCCAUUACAGAAGUAGCAGAUUGGAACAAAUUGCCUAAGGACUAAGGAUAACUCAGUGAAGUAGCUUGUCAAUGCCUAAAACUUCCAUUGUGCUUUCUGCUUAAGGUAGCUACAAGGUGUGGAGUUUGUAAAUAUGGCUUACAAGAUUCACAUUUUAUACUAUUUUGUUCCAUUCAAUACCACAAAAUCCAGUCAUAUUGGGAGGCUUUGCAACUAUGGAUGAAAUUCCAAUGACAAUAGUUAAUAUUUUGUUUAAUCAUUACUUAGAUCGCUGACUAAUGAAACCAUUUUUUUCCCGGUAUUAUUGCUAUUUUUCUUGCCGUUGUUAUUAUUUAUUUAUUUUGUAAGUAGAAAAAGAUGGAAUUAUGAUUACAAUUGUUUCAAAACUUUUUAAAACACUCAUUAGAAUAAGUAACUAUAAUUACAUUAAUGAAUAUAUUAGCACAUUCAUUAUAUAUGAUAUGAAGCAAGCAAUGGAUAUUAUUUUGUGGCAAAAAUGGGAUCAAACUAUUUAUAUGAAAGAGCGUGAUUUUUAUUCAGUUAAAAGAGUACAACAGCAAUCCAAAUUGUGUAUUCUGUUCACAUUGGUGUAUGACAUCACACCAGCAAACAAAUGGAACUUGCACUAAGAACAUCACUGACAACCAUGAUAAGAUACCUUUCACUUUUGAAAUAUUUGUGCAAGAUCAAAAGGGUAGUGCUCCCACCUCCUAGUGCAUCCAUAUUCCAUGGUUCAUAAUGCCUAACAACCCAAGUAAAUAUUUGAAUUAGACAUUUACCAUAAGGUCAGCAACACUAAUCUUGCCAUAGAUGCCACAACCCAAGGAAUCAAAUUGUUUGCUUAUUUGCAGAAUGUCAGUCUCAGUUAUUUUUCCCAUUUCCUUGAGCUUGUAGAUAAGAAAUUCGGACUUGCUGCAAGAACAAAUGUGAAAGGUUAGAGGAUUGAGAAGAGUGAAAUAUGUUAUUACUCAUUUAUUCCUUCCUUGAGGGUGGAGAAAAUGGUGUAUGCAAAUAUACUGUUCUUGGAUUGGAUAUCAGUUAUUAAUGUUGAUCUUGAUGAUGAUGGUUCUUUCAUUUCUGUCUCAUCAUGCAUUGAAAUGCUAUUAUGUAACUACACCUAGUUUAUCCUAUAAUUUUUGUCAUUUCAAUUUUCAAGCGACUAAAACUAGCUUAAGCUAUAAAUUUUGGCCAAUGUUGUGUCCAUUUCUGCUUUUGUAACUUAAAUGCAUUGAAUUUGAAUGAUUCUAUUCUUCUGCAUAUUGUGAAAAAAGGACAAGGAAACAUGUAAUAAGAAAAACCAAACUCAACAUACCUUAUUGAUCCAUCAUUAUCAAGGUCUGCAGCUACUAAAUCUGACAUAGUUAUCUUCUUAUGAAGAACCAAUUUUGCCACCUUACGUUUCCUCUUGUGCAUGCUAUAAUCAGUUAGGUACAGAAAGGCCCUAGCAACUGCCAAUGUACUUACCAAAAGCCAGAUAAUUGCAAAGCAUCUUCCGGUUACAGUUUUGAAAGCAUAAUCGCCAUAACCAACUGUCGUAACAGACGUAAUGGAGAGAUAGAAACUGUCUAUCCAAUUCAUACCCUCUAGAAAGUGAGCGGUGACUGCUCCUGUUGCGAUGCAGCCAAUGACAACAACCAAAGCUAAAGAAACUUUUGUCCGGAUUCGCAUUCUUCCUUUCUCUUCAUCAACUAUGUAAGUCCAGAGAAUUCUCUUAUAUCUAUUCUCAUCCAUCAUGCUCAAUGUGAAUGCUUCUUGAGUAUCACAGAUGUAUUCAACCAAGCUGCUGAGGAGAAAACCAGUAAGUCCAAAACCAACCAAAAUGAAACCACAGGUAAAGAUCUUGGUAGAUGUUGCAUCAGGAACAAUAUCUCCAAAUCCAAUUGUGCUUAGAGUUACUACCGUGAAGUAAAUAGCAUCUAUAAGCUUAAGUGUGGUGGUACCCUUGAAACUCCCAUUUAUCAUGUACACUGCAACACCAAUUGCCAAAUACAAGAAUACAGAGACGAAAGAUACCCUUACCAUUAAGGUUGAUGAAUUUUGUAUAGGUCUAGGUUCAGAGGGCUCAUGAAAGUCUAUGCCAGUGUUGGUGAAUAGUACGGCCGGUGCAGAACGUGAGCGAUGUGCAGUCAUCCUUUUUGAGAUGCUCAAGUUUUCUAAGAGGUUUAUAUAAGGAGAUGUGGAUUGGCUCAGUGAUGGAGCAGCAAGAACAUGAUCAUGGAGACACAGUUCAUGGUGUGAUGUUUGUGUGCUUGGUGGUGAAUGUGCUUCUUCUCCUUUGCUGGAGAAGGGACUCAUGCAUAGUGAAGACAACAUGGUGCAUUCAGAUACAGUUGGAGACUAAUGCUAGCAUUAGCAAGCAAGAAGCAAUGUUCAUCCAACUACAAGUCAAACUAGAAGAAUGAAGUGUUGGUUCUGAAUUUAGCUAUUCACCUAAGAGUCAUAUGGCUCUAAAUUGCUACAUGUUAUAAAGAACUAUUCAUAAGUUACCCUACUAAACUAUUGUUUUGAUGUUUUUAAUAAUAUAUUAUUUGGCUAA
Messenger RNA from Arachis stenosperma, 3614 nucleotides. RefSeq lists its product as uncharacterized. The coding region runs from base 54 to 935 and encodes 293 amino acids. The transcript is spliced from 6 exons. Lineage: Eukaryota; Viridiplantae; Streptophyta; Magnoliopsida; Fabales; Fabaceae. The record is from RefSeq and is a predicted model, not a curated record.